UAAAAAAAUAUACAUAUAUACACCUAUUUAAAUAGUUUUAUAAGAAUUUCUAAACAAAAAUUUAUCAGAUCUUCUCGGUUGCAGAGACGUACAAAAAAUAUUGAUAUUUGUCGCAUUUCAAAAGUACACAUCAAUUAUAGAAAUUAUUUAGAAAAUAAGAAGUAAAACUCCUGGAAAGUAAAGUCUGGACAAAAGUUAAAGAUUUUAAGUCGCAAUAGAUUUUCUUAAGUGUGCCAUCGCGAUGGCUGCACCAGCAGCCUGUACGCGUUUUUCUGACAAUUACGACAUCAAAGAAGAGUUGGGAAAAGGAGCAUUCUCAAUUGUGAAAAGAUGUGUCCAAAAGUCGACUGGGUUCGAAUUUGCUGCAAAAAUUAUAAAUACAAAAAAAUUAACAGCCAGAGACUUUCAAAAACUGGAACGUGAAGCAAGGAUCUGUAGAAAGUUACACCAUCCCAACAUAGUGCGGCUACAUGACAGCAUACAGGAGGAGAACUAUCACUACCUUGUUUUUGAUCUUGUAACCGGUGGUGAACUUUUUGAAGAUAUCGUUGCACGCGAAUUUUAUUCAGAAGCUGAUGCAUCACAUUGUAUUCAACAAAUAUUGGAAUCAGUCAAUCACUGCCACCAAAAUGGUGUGGUGCAUCGAGAUCUGAAACCAGAGAAUUUACUAUUAGCUAGUAAGGCAAAGGGUGCAGCAGUGAAACUCGCUGACUUUGGUCUAGCCAUUGAAGUUCAAGGCGAUCAUCAGGCUUGGUUUGGAUUUGCCGGCACUCCAGGAUAUCUGUCGCCUGAGGUAUUAAAAAAGGAGCCCUAUGGCAAAUCGGUAGACAUAUGGGCAUGUGGAGUUAUUCUUUACAUACUUCUUGUCGGUUAUCCACCGUUUUGGGAUGAAGAUCAGCAUCGACUGUACUCGCAGAUAAAAGCAGGAGCGUAUGAUUAUCCGUCUCCAGAAUGGGAUACGGUUACUCCAGAAGCUAAAAAUCUUAUCAAUCAAAUGCUAACGGUUAAUCCAAAUAAGCGAAUAACCGCAGCUGAGGCUUUAAAACAUCCUUGGAUUUGUCAACGAGAACGUGUGGCAUCCGUUGUGCAUCGCCAAGAAACAGUUGACUGUCUCAAGAAAUUUAAUGCGCGGCGCAAACUAAAGGGAGCCAUACUUACGACCAUGUUGGCUACCAGAAAUUUUUCGAGCAGAAGUAUGAUAACUAAAAAAGGUGACGGAUCACAAGUCAAAGAGUCAACCGAUUCAUCUAGCACUACUCUUGAAGACGAUGAUAUAAAAGAAGAUAAAAAAGGAACCGUUGAUCGCAGUACCACAGUCGUAUCAAAAGAGCCUGAAGAUAUAAGGAUACUGUGUCCUGCAAAAACUUGUCAGCAAAAUACAGGAAACUCGCAAUGCUCUUCAGCAGCUAGACGACAAGAAAUAAUAAAAAUAACUGAGCAGUUGAUUGAGGCAAUUAACAGUGGCGACUUUGAUGGAUACACCAAAAUAUGUGAUCCCCAUCUAACUGCCUUUGAGCCGGAAGCAUUGGGUAACCUUGUAGAAGGAAUUGAUUUUCACAAAUUUUAUUUUGAAAAUGUUCUUGGUAAAAACUGCAAAGCUAUAAACACAACCAUUUUAAAUCCUCAUGUGCACUUACUUGGUGAAGAAGCCGCUUGUAUUGCCUAUGUCAGGCUUACACAGUACAUUGAUAAGCAAGGACAUGCACACACUCAUCAGUCCGAGGAGACGCGAGUCUGGCACAAACGCGAUAAUAAAUGGCAGAAUGUUCACUUUCAUCGAAGUGCAUCUGCCAAAAUAAGCGGAGCAACUACAUUCGAUUUCAUACCCCAAAAAUAGUGGACAUUACUUAAUAGAAUAUAAACUGUCAUUAUGCACAUGUCAAGGAAAGUGCUAUAUUUAUUUUUAGAGAUAGCAAUGGUUUAUUGCAAAUAAAGAUGCUAGUGCAAAUUUUAA
Messenger RNA from Drosophila yakuba, 1954 nucleotides. It is a transcript of the gene CaMKII, whose product is annotated as calcium/calmodulin-dependent protein kinase type II alpha chain. Gene Ontology annotation, biological process: protein phosphorylation. The record is from RefSeq and is a predicted model, not a curated record. NCBI's taxonomy places the organism in Eukaryota, Metazoa, Arthropoda, Insecta, Diptera, Drosophilidae. Gene Ontology annotation, cellular component: neuron projection; cytoplasm. Gene Ontology annotation, molecular function: ATP binding; calcium/calmodulin-dependent protein kinase activity; calmodulin binding. The transcript has 16 exons. The coding region runs from base 242 to 1837 and encodes 531 amino acids.